UAUUUAAACUCUUACUCUAGCUUGCCUUGCAACAAAAGACAACCCAGGAAGCACAGAGCAAGGCCUCAGUAUCAUGAUAGCUCAAGGCAUCUCGGGGCUCAUGCGACCCUUGUUAAGUGGCCUGAAAGUGAGUAAAACUCACUUUGUUUAUUUCUGUGAGGCGACUGAGCAGAAUUGCUUACGAUCAAAGCAGAUGUCAAGAAGAGGCUUCAGCUCCACGUGCAAGCUCCAGGAUUCUCAUGGGGAAUUGAGCUCUGCAGAUUCAGUGACAGUGCAUUUUAUAAAUCGGGAUGGAGAGCGACUCACAACCACGGCCAAAGAAGGGGAGAGUCUGCUGGAAGUGGUAGUCAACCAAAACUUGGCCAUUGAUGGAUUUGGUGCGUGCGAAGGGACAUUGGCUUGCUCCACCUGCCACCUCAUCUUUGAGAAAGAUGCCUUUCAAAAGUUGGAUGCCAUCUCAGAUGAAGAGAUGGACAUGCUGGACUUGGCAUAUGGACUCACUGAGACAUCUCGCCUUGGAUGCCAGGUGCGCAUUAAGAAGUUGAUGGAUGGUCUGACAGUGCAGGUCCCUGUGGAAGUAUCAGAUAUUAGGAGUCAGCUGGAGGUUGGAAAGCAAAGCAAACAGUAACCGGAAACAGCUCCUGCACAGCCCGCUUCCUUAGGUGUGGAGGGACUCUUUGCUUUAUGUUAAUACCAGUACUCUGCAGCUGGUUUACAGUAGACAAUAGAAGUCUGGUUUAGUAUAUGUGACUGUUCAGCAAAUCUCUUUUUUAAGCAAAGCUUAACGCUAGGAUUUUCAACAUAAGUUUUAAAUAAGUGCUUAAGUGCUCUCAUGAACACAACUGGAUGAAAACAUGUGGCUUUACAAUUCCCUGGGUGGGUGGCAGUAAACGUCUGUGCUGUGUGUAACUCAUCUCCUUUUAAGUAUUCCACUAUUCCAUGUAGCUACUGGGAAUUCUGUGCUGUUCUGUUAUUUAACUGCAGAGCAGAUUUUUCCCAAUUUGGGAAGCUUGAGAAGAGGUAGCUGUUCCAAAUGCAAGACUGUGUUACUUGGCUUGCUGACAUCAACAAGCUUAGUCUGCUUAGCAGUAACAUUUGAAUGCAUGUCACUGAAUUGUUAUGUGCCAUGAUAUGCUAAUUUCUGCAAAUAUCACAUUUUCUCAUUAAUGUACUGCAGCAUACAUAAAAUAAAAUCCAAUAAUCAGGCUUUUAGAUCUGUAAAUAUGCUUUUCUUGUAACAUCAGUCCGGUUGCAGUAGAACUAGUCUAGGGGGAAGUUAGAUGUGAUAACCUACUGUCCUGGUUACCACUGUUUUGUUGUUUUUUUCCCCUUGCUUUAGAUGGCAAGGUUGACAUAUUUGCUCAGAAUGUUGUAGAGAAUCCAUGACAUGUAACCAAAUGUAGCAGAAAUGCUAAGUCAGAGCCUGAUGGAGCACCUGGUGGGAAGGCAGGGCAAAUUCAGGGGAGCUCAAGUGCAAGCAAUGCAGCUGAUGAUGGAAGAGAUGGAGGCAGGAUCCACCCCUUCCCAGCCCCCAUUUAAGGGUUGUCAGUGGAGGUGAGGGUAUCUUGCUGGAGAUCCCUGCCUACCUGAGGCCAUUUACCUCCAAAGGUAAACGAAUUUUCUUCCUUUGUUUCUGCAUCCACAGUUGCUGCUUUUGGGUUUGUCCUCAUUUGCUGCAGCUGAAAACAUUGCCGCUCUGCUCUUAUUGCUGUACUUUCCAUCACAUUAUAGUGUUAUAAUUAGGUGAAAAAUUUUGUAGGGAGGGGUAAUAUCUCUCAUUAGACCUAAUACUGUUGUGGGGAGGACAGGCACUUUUGGCUAUACAAAUCCUCCUCUAGACUUGAAAUAACUGCAAAAUCCAAGCUUAAGCAUCCUGGUGCAGUGGAAAGCAUCCUUUAAAGGUGUUUAAAUACAUCAAAUGAUUUUGUCCAGGACAACCUCAUGACUCUGCCUCCUACUGGAGAUUUCCUGCAUUAUCCUCCGUGUUUGUGCUGGAUUUGCAAGCCAGGAUCCAUCUGGAACAGUUCAGAAAAAACGAGAGCUUAGUUUUUACCCAUCCCACAGCUCUUCAGUCAGUUGUUGAAUACAAAUGCUGUGCGGUGUGUCUGACCGCCCGACCGCAUCUGAACGCCAGGGGCCGAGAGAUGGUAACGGCUUCGUUCAGACACCAGGUGGAGCUCGUUGUACACCGGCGAUUCACGAAACCCAAGGCAGGUAGGAAGGAGGAGGAUGAGACCUGAACCUGAAUUUUACCUACAUCAUCACAUUACUGUUCUUCUUUACUUGGUGUCUCACACUCUGACUGGUGACUGGCUCUAUCUGAGAUAUCUCAGAGCAGCUAUUCAUGGCUGAUAAUUCCUGCAUACUUCUCCUUCAGGCAGGAGUAGUUCUGCCAUGAGCUCUGCUCAUAUCACUGUGGUUGAGGGUCAGUGUGUUGCUCACAGGUAGGCAGUGACACCCUGUAACUCCCCUGCCUCAGACUUUGUUUUCUGCUCUGGUCUGUCAUGCAGAAAUGAAUACAAAAUUGAAUGCCAGAAAACUGGUAAGAGAAAGAAGGAUGUGAACUAGGAAAAAAAUGCAGGUGCUGCACACUUGUGAUUUACCAUAGGCUGCAAAAGAGAUUUAAUGACAACAGUGAAACCACCCGGUGCAAUACCCCUUCAUGUAUUCCCAUUCCUGAUGUUGCCACUGCCCCUUUGAAAAGCUGAGUGUUUGGGGCUUUGUAGUUGUACUCAUCGGCUGAUUCCUGAUUGUGAGCCUGCAGUGGUACCACAGCUUGCUGCUGGAAGAUGCCAUUUCUUUUUAGCCGGCGUGAAGCCAUGCACUGUUGGGAUGGUGAGUGAGGCUAUAGCUGUUGGUUUGAAAGGGCUGAGCAGUGGCUGUCACGUCCCACUCCAGUGUGGUUGCUUUUUGAAGAAAAUGUUUCUAGGGUGAGGGUGAGCUGUUUGCUUUGAAAUUUAGGUAGCAAAAUCUUUGACAAGUCUGAUGCUUAAAGGUGCCACAGAGUAUCAGAUGGAGACCUGACUUUCCUGAUUGUAGGUAUGUCAGAAAUGAAAUUAAGGUAGUUGAAAUAAACAACUGUAGCUGUUCCCCAGGCACUUCUAUCACAGUUUCUGUCAGCCUACAGGAUAAGAGAAAAAAAUUAUACGUGCCAAGCAAAAAUGAGAGGAGGCUGAAGGGUAUGAGUCAUUGUUUCCUCAAGGUAAAUGAGCUGCUCUUUCUUGGCCUUGAUCUUUAGUGUAAAAGGGAACAGGAAAGCUCCUUGCUUCCAAGAUGGCAAAAGUACUACAUGGCUGUCCAGCAGAGCCCAGAGUUGUCAAGACAACUUGGGCCAAAUUUCUUUUUUUAUUUUUUAAUCUGAAAGUGAGCAGAAAGGGAAAGGAAACCUAUUUGUGUCUACACCUGAGAGC
Phasianus colchicus (ring-necked pheasant) is the source of this 3410-nucleotide messenger RNA. Its product is annotated as adrenodoxin-like. Gene Ontology annotation, biological process: P450-containing electron transport chain. NCBI's taxonomy places the organism in Eukaryota, Metazoa, Chordata, Aves, Galliformes, Phasianidae. Gene Ontology annotation, cellular component: mitochondrion. The record is from RefSeq and is a predicted model, not a curated record. Gene Ontology annotation, molecular function: 2 iron, 2 sulfur cluster binding; electron transfer activity.